Prosopis cineraria is the source of this 1052-nucleotide messenger RNA. RefSeq lists its product as uncharacterized. Lineage: Eukaryota; Viridiplantae; Streptophyta; Magnoliopsida; Fabales; Fabaceae. The transcript is spliced from 2 exons. The record is from RefSeq and is a predicted model, not a curated record. Bases 1 to 969 code for a protein of 322 amino acids.
AUGGAAAGUGCCCUCUCCUUCGUCCUGAGCAAACCCAUCCACAUCCAUAGUAUUCCAAAUACCCACUGGCAGAUUUCGCACGCGUCACAAGAAGAGAGCGGUAAGAUGCGAGCUGGAACAAGUGGAAGCAGGGACUCCUCCUUCCAUCCAAUCUACAUCGGGGAUACCCCUUUCCCUUCAUGCUUACCGUCUUCUUCCUCAGCAGUCUCUUCUUUCUCUUUUUCAUCGAGAGACUCCUUUCCUGCAUCUUCCACACCACUCCCCACCACCCAAAAUUCACGGCCAGAGGCUGAAAUGUCAACUGACGUGAACAAUCCUGGCGGCCUCCAUUUGAUGAGCUCGGGUACUUCAUGCCCAUUAUUGAUUUCAUCAUCAGAUGUCUCUUCUCGAGAAGAAGAUAGUGCUCUAUCAUCUUUUUCAUCUGCAAUACCUGUCACACAAGAUUCACAGCCAUCAGUACCUUUCCACCUUUCACACCAAUUGCCUUUGUCCUCCAUCUUCCCUUCUCAACAAGGUCCUGCUACAUCCCUACGAAAUUCACAGCCAGCUAAUGUAACGACAAGGACAGAUCCUGAUGAUUCGCUCCCAUGGGGCAAGAUUUUAUUUAGUGUUGCCGCGGCUGCUUUGGUGGGGGCUUCAUUCACUGCUAGACACCUUACAACCGCCGUGAAAUGCGUAGCAGUAAUUACAGAAUGCAUUUCCAUCUUUUGCAUUUUGAUCGUCCACAAUCUGUUCUCUCAGAUUCCCCGCAAAACUAUUAUUUUCCUUGAGGCAUUUGGACAAUCCAUGGUGGCGUUGGGGCUUUUUGCUUUAUCGUUUGACCUCUUACCUCGGUACCUUAAAUUUUUCCCCGUCCUCCUCUGGGUUGGCGUUAGUAUUUCGGCUUAUUUUGGCGCUACUUCCGAAAGAGAAGGAGAAGGAUCAGUGGGAGACGAAGGGGGGAGACAUUUGAGGCUUGAGGCUUUAUAACAUUUCCGGACAUUAGGGCAUUUUCUCUUGGCAUGCAUGUACUUUUGGAAUCCUUUGAGCAGUUUGACUUAUAUUUAAGUUUU